AUGCAUCAUUUUUUCAAGAAAGUUUCUCCUGUUACCGCGGUUUUAUCUCCGUCAGAGAAUGAACCUCCACUUCUCCAACUACAAGAGUUACCUAAUGAAGACAGAAAUAAAGUUGAUCUAGAGGAUGGAUCCGCACUUCUCCAACCUCAAGAGUUACCGAGUGAAGACAAAGAUAAAGUCGAUUUAGAGAAGCUUCCAAGUGAUCUCGGUGUAAUGCAUGUUGCAACCUCACUUGAGAAGGCACUUGAUUCUUUGUUAUCUAUGUAUGAUUUAAGUGUAUCUAGUUUGAGAGGACAAGGAUAUGAUGGUGCAAGCAACAUGAGAGGUGAAUUCAAUGGAUUGAAAAGUUUGAUACUCAGGAGAAAUCCCAGUGCCUAUUAUGUACAUUGUUUUGCUCACCAGCUUCAACUCACAAUUGUCGCUGUUGCCAAAAAGCAUACAAGUAUCGGAUCUUUUUAUAAUGUUAUCAACCGUUUUUGUAAUGUUGUUGGAGGUUCUUGUAAGCGCAGAUAUAUACUUAGAGAAAAACAGAGAGAGAAUAUUCUAGAAAAGAUUGCAAGUGAUGAAAUUACCACCGGGACAGGAUUGAAUCAAGAGAUGUCAUUAAAGCGGCCUGGAGAUACUCGUUGGAGUUCACAUUAUGGUACGCUUAUCAACUUGAUUCAUUUGUUUUCUUCUAUUGCUGAUGUUCUUGAAUAUGUGGGGGAGAAUGGUGAUGAUUCGUAUAGGGCUGAAGCGGAUGAUGUGUCAGAAAUUAUUAAUCGCUUUGAGUUUAUUUUUGUGUUACAUCUUAUGAAGCAAAUCUUGGGAAUCACACAUGAGCUCUCUCAAGUGCUACAAAAAAAGGAUCAAGACAUUGUUAACGCAAUGAAUCUUGUCAAAGUAGCAAAAGCACGUUUGCAAAUAAUGAGGGAAGAAGGUUGGGAAGUUUUGCUUACUGAUGUUUCUAAGUUUUGUGACAAAUAUGAGAUAAUUGUGCUUGACAUGGAUAAUGAGUUUGUACCUCGAGGAAGAGUACGUAGAACUCAAAAAAUGAAGAAUCUCCACUAUUAUCGAGUUGAGAUAUUUUGUUCUGUGAUUGACAUGCAAGCUCAAGAGUUAAAUCAUCGUUUUGGUGAAACUAACACGGACUUACUUUUAUGUAUGGCAUGUUUUGAUCCUAGAGAUUCAUUUUCUGCAUUUGAUUUGGAGAAGCUGCUUCGCCUUGCUAGUUAUUAUCCAUCAAAAUUUUAUGGAGUUGCUUUGGAUGAGCUUGAAAAUCAACUUCAAAGCUUUAUUUUUGAUAUGCGGAUAGAUGAAAAUUUUUCACAGGUAUCUGGAAUCGGUGGUCUUGCUCAGAAGAUGGUUUCUACAAGAAAGCAUGAAAUCUUCCCAUUGGUUUAUUUGUUAGUCAAGUUGUCAUUGAUCUUACCGGUUGCUACUGCCUCAGUGGAAAGAGCAUUUUCAGCAAUGAAAUUCAUCAAGAGUUCUCUACGUAAUAGUAUGGGAGACCAACUGUUACAAGAUUGCUUAGUUCCUUACAUUGAAAAGGAUGUCUUUGUUAAUGUUACUAAUGAAACUAUUAUGCAGCGAUUCCAGAAGAUGAAGAAUAGAAGAGAAAUGUUAUGA
Salvia splendens (bonfire salvia) is the source of this 1608-nucleotide messenger RNA. RefSeq names its product zinc finger MYM-type protein 1-like. Lineage: Eukaryota; Viridiplantae; Streptophyta; Magnoliopsida; Lamiales; Lamiaceae. The transcript has a single exon. Bases 1 to 1608 code for a protein of 535 amino acids. The record is from RefSeq and is a predicted model, not a curated record. Gene Ontology annotation, molecular function: protein dimerization activity.